AUGUCAAAAGCUUUGAAAAUACGUGAAGCUGAUAGGUUUCCCGGGAAAGUAAUGAGCCUGGCCCACGUUGCGAACGCCAACAAGAUUGUGAAUGAGAAGCUUACCAAAAGGCAGUUAAAGAUGUUCAAGAGAAUAGCUUUUGGGCGAUUUGUAGAUAUUGAACUUGUAUUCAACAAUCCCCUUAUCCACCAUAUGUUAUUGAGGGAAGUGAAGAAGCAGGGAGCGAACUCGAUUAGUUUCUUUAUCAGAGGAAAAGUCGUCACAAUUUUUAAGGAAGAUUUUUUAUUGAUCACUGGUUUGUGGCAGUCCCCUACGCUAGUUGUACGGAGUGAGGAGUCCUCACAAGAACUUGCCACAAGGUACUUUGGUAAUCGGUUGACCUCAGACACAUUCCACCCGAAUUUACUGAAAGAAGAAUACAAGAAUUUGGUAUUUGAAAACGACGAUGAUGUUGUUAAAAUCACCUUAGUAUAUUACACAGAGAUUGCAAUGAUGGGUAAGAACAAGCAAAAGAGUGUUGUCGAUCGUACUCUAUUUGAGGAUGUUGAAGACAUAUAUUAUUACAAUAGUCUUGAUUGGGGUACAAUUAUUUGGCAGAGGACAUUCGACGCCCUCAAGAUCACACUAAAUGAUAAGGUUGGUUUAUACAAGGAGAAGACAAAAGUAAAAAAGGGUCUUGUCAUGUCCGAUGCUGAGAAGAAGUUUCGGGACACUCAAAUUGAUAUAUGGGUCGUAAGACAAAUACACUCCAACACUGAGAGUUCAAAGAGCUCAAGUAGUUCAGAGAGUGGUUGUAGUUUCGACGAUAGUUCUAAAGGUGGGGAAAGUGAUGAGCAAGAUAAUUUAGAAGGUGGAGUGAGGAACGAUAAAUCAGAUGAGGACAUGAACAUCCACUAG
Benincasa hispida (wax gourd) is the source of this 897-nucleotide messenger RNA. The record is from RefSeq and is a predicted model, not a curated record. Lineage: Eukaryota; Viridiplantae; Streptophyta; Magnoliopsida; Cucurbitales; Cucurbitaceae.